Molecule: messenger RNA, 2452 nt
Organism: Notodromas monacha
Lineage: Eukaryota; Metazoa; Arthropoda; Ostracoda; Podocopida; Cyprididae
Source: the annotation of a GenBank genome assembly
AUGGCCAAAGCCGUAGAAGUGAGCCAUCGUGCUGGGGCUUGGAAACAACAGAAUAAAGAUCAUAAACAUGGACGCCAUCGAACCAAAAGUCAGAUUAAAGCGGAUCAAAAAGGCAAGGUGAGCCUGAAGGCCAAAAAUUCACGAAGGCAGAAGCCCGUAUUGACGAGAAGAGAGCGCAAGAACUUGUCCAAGCAAAUCCGGGCCCACAAAGUCACACUGGACUCGAGCAUUAAAUCCAAAGUUGGCACACAUUCAACCCCGCCGAUCCUUGUCGCCUUUGUCCCAGUGUCACGCGACGUGAAUACCUCAGAAUGGUUCAAAACUUUCAUCUCGUUUCUUGGACCCGAUGCGAAAACGAGCACGAAUGCGCGCGGAGACGUCCACGUGGUUUUGGUGAAACAGAAAGUGCGAUUCACGUUUUUGAAACCAGUGGACGAGUUUAUGGGAGUGUUGGAUUCCGUGAAAGUUGCGAACACAGUCGUUUUUCUGCAUGGAAGCGGAAUAAAUGGUGCCGAGUUGGUGGACGAGGAAGGGAGAAUGAUUGUUGCUGCGAUUCGCGCUCAAGGACUGCCUACAGUGCUGCAUGUCAUGCCUAAGGAUAAUAAAAUGAAGACAACCAGGAAAGCAGUCGAAAGUGUGGUUUCCCCGGAAGACCGAGUUGCUCAUUUCCUAGGGAAUGAAGCCAGUGCCAGUUCAUUGUUGCGGGUUCUCGCCACCCAGAAACGCCGGGAAGUCGGGUACAUAGCGAAACAUUCACACAUCAUCGCCGAUUCUGUGGAAUUCUGUCCUCUUGCGCAAGAUGGCGAAGAAGUCGCUAUUGGAGGAAGCGUGAAAAUAAGUGGAUACAUACGCGGAUCGCGACUGGAUUUGAAUAAGUUCGUGCACAUACCGGAUUAUGGUGACUUCAAAAUCUUGCGUGUCACUCUUCGUCGUGAUCCUUUGUUGGAGCAUGUGGCUCGCUCGCGAUCUUCUUCAAUUGCCAUGGAAGACACGAGCAAUCUCGAUGAAGUUCUCAUCACACCUGACGCCAGCAACCAAGAUGACGUGGACCUCGACGAAGAGCUAGACGACGGCGACGAAAUGGAGGCAGUUGGAAACGGGAAGGAUUUCGAGACUGCCACGAUGAAAUCUUCCGUCAUUAGAAAAGUGCCGAAAGGAACUUCUGAUUACCAAGCGGCUUGGAUUGUCGACAGUGGAGAUGAAUGUUCUGGUGACGAAGCUGUCGAUGAGUUUCAAAAUAUGGACGAAGAUAUGAACAUAGAUGAAGAUGGCGAAGACUCAAGCGAAGAAGGUGAAAAAGAUGAAGAUACUCAGACAGAAAUCGACGAUCGGUCGGAAAUCGGGAGUGUUGCAGACAUGCCGUUGAGUCAACAGAUGGAUCUUCUUGCUAAACUGAAACAAAUGAGAGAAGACGAGAUGUUCCCCGACGAAGAAGACACACCGAUGGACAUUUCGGCAAGAGAAAGAUACCAGAAGUAUCGAGGUCUUGAAAGUUUCAGACGAUCUGUUUGGGAAAAUCCCGACUCGGAUCUUCCCCCGCAUUACAAGAAUCUUUACCGAUUUGCCAAUUUCAAGCGGUCGCGAAAACUUGCCAUUGCCGAACCCGACGAAGAAACUGGCAUUUCUUCAGUCCUGAAGCCAGGAGCGUUCGUUACGCUGGAACUCGGAAAUGUGACUGAAGAUGUUGUUGAACGAAUGAAAGCCAUUGACAGACCCAUUUUAGCGUUCGGUUUGCUGUCACACGAACAUAGAAUGUCAAUUUUGAACUGCGUGCUGAAACGUCGACCAGCGGAAGAUCCUGAAAAUGCGACAGUCAUUAAGUCAAAAGACCGACUCGUUUUCCAAGUCGGGUUCCGCCGUUUCACCUCUUGUCCAGUGUUCAGUGAACAUAAGACAGGGAACAAAUUUAAGAUGGAACGGUUUUGGCGACCAGGACAAAUCGUGACAGCGAGUUUCGUCGCGCCGAUUUCAUUCCCACCUGCCCCGGUGAUCGUGUGGACUCCGAAUUGCAAAAAUUACGAAGUCGUCGGCACGGGAAGAGUCUUGGACGCGGAUCCAGGAAGGAUAAUUGUGAAGCGAGCAGUCCUUUCUGGGUAUCCAUUCAAAAUCCAAUCAAAGCGGAAUGCUGUAGUGAGAUUCAUGUUCUUCAACCGCGAGGAUAUCAUGUGGUUCAAGCCUGUGGAACUGAGAACGAAACACGGAUGCAGAGGGCAUAUCACCGAACCGAUCGGAACGCAUGGGUUCAUGAAGUGCAAGUUCGACAAGAUGGUGAAGUCGGAAGACACAAUUCUUCUGUCGCUUUACAAACGCGUUUAUCCCAAGUGGGCAUACGAGCCUUUGCCCAUCGAACCCUUGCCUCGAUCGGCAACUUCGCAUGAAGAAAUGGCAGACUGACGUGAUCCAUUAAAAAUGCGUUGUUUAGGGGAAACUGAUCUCAAAACUGUUCUGUGGG